AUGGAGCCGGGGUGGAGUCGUGGGCAGACCGCGUCACCAUCGCUGGUUCUCUUUAAUCCGUGCUUUUCCGCCAUCGCUGGAUUCACCCGGCCUGCAGUCACGAUGGCCCGGUUUCGCGUUACCCGGGCCUGCGAUAGAUGCAAGAAACGAAAGAUCCGGUGCAAUGGACUGCAAGCGUGCGAGACAUGCGUCGACCGCAACCACUCCUGCACGUACACUGCCCCGUACUGUCGAGGUAGGCUGCCUCCACGGAUUCAGGAUCAUCAGGAGAACCGACCGCCAUGUCCUGCAUCGGUCGAGCUCGCGCCCACUGAUCUCGAUGGCCAUUACUUCGGCCCAGCCUCUGAACCUGCGUUUUUGCUGCAAGUCCAGAGGUCCCUGAACCCAUCCCCGUCGGUAUCGCGCGUCUUGUUGACGUUUUCGUCAUCCGAUGAUCCAUUGCCGUCUCUUGAACCUGCCCUAGAGGAUGCCAUGACCCCGGAAAAGACGGCCCAGAUGGUGCAGCUCUUCUUCGACUGCGCUAUGCCGGUUGGGCAAUUCGUCCACCGUCCAACUGUUGAAAGCUGGGUUGCCAAUCCAUCAUCGGACUCACAGUUGCGCUCGCACCCACGCAGAGCUUUACUACACUCGAUGUUUGCUAUUGUUGAACAGCACAUGAACCCGGGAGAUACCAGUGCAAGUCGGGGUCACUUUGCCGCAGCACAGCUACAGCAUCAGAUUCCCAUCACCUUGAUCAACAUUCAAGCCCACCUGUGCCAGUGUAUCUGGCUUCUUAGGGAGUCGCAGAUCAGUCAAUCUUGGGAGCUGCUAGGAGUAGUUGCCCGGCACGCUCUCGCUAUCGGUCUCCAUCGAGCCUCUUACCUCCGUGACGCUUCACACUAUCAUCCAGUCAGUGCCGAGUCCUGUCGCCGGACCUUUUGGUGCCUUUAUUCAUUAGACAAUUGCCUUAGCAUAGCCCUCGGAAGACCAAAAACACUAAAUGAUCUUGAUAUUGACCAGGAGUUACCGCGUUUAGAAGAGGAACUAGGAGACGUCGAAAACCAGCCGUCGCUCUCUUUGGAGGACGGAAACGCUGCCCUUCUCGCAACCGUCGCAUAUUUCAGGCUGGGACGGAUAAUUAGCAAAGUACUUCGAGACUUCUAUUCGUGUUCCCCACGCUCCGUCACUGAGCAGAUGGCCCUUGUCACGGAGCAUCUACAAUCCCUGCAGGACUGGAGAGAGGAAUUCUGCAAGGUUUCCAUUCCACAGCAUUCUGACCCGGGGGCGUCGGAUCGGACUACACUGCUCCUGAGGGACUUUCUAGAUUUAGUCUCGUCGCACGCAACUAUCCUAAUCACACGGCCGUUGCUGCUCGAGAGUUUGGCUUCAUCCCACGCCGCCAGCCGCACCCACACCCACACCGUUGACAAAAAACGAGAUCUCGAGUUUCGCGUAGGCCAGUGUGAGGCGGCUGCAUUGAACAUAACGGAUAUCUUAUCCGACAUCGAUUAUGCAAAGCGCAUGGCCCGCGCAUUUUGGUUCACCCCAUUCAUUGCAUUGUCGCCUAUCACCGUGCUUUACUCCUGCUCGUGUAGAGGCCUGGCGCUUGCGCAGCCUGUCACGAAUCACCUCCCGGCAGCGAGUCGCUGUCAGACAGUGUUGUUAAACAUCGUCAGGGAGGACUCGUUAGCGGCAAAAUAUGCCUUGUUGGUAGAGGAUAUACGGCCUCGUGUCUGA
Molecule: messenger RNA, 1716 nt
Organism: Aspergillus versicolor CBS 583.65
Lineage: Eukaryota; Fungi; Ascomycota; Eurotiomycetes; Eurotiales; Aspergillaceae
Product: Zn(II)2Cys6 transcription factor
Exons: 5
Coding region: 1-1716 (571 amino acids)
Biological process (GO): DNA-templated transcription; positive regulation of transcription by RNA polymerase II
Cellular component (GO): nucleus
Molecular function (GO): DNA-binding transcription factor activity, RNA polymerase II-specific; sequence-specific DNA binding; zinc ion binding
Source: RefSeq, a predicted model, not a curated record